Molecule: messenger RNA, 1121 nt
Organism: Cornus florida
Lineage: Eukaryota; Viridiplantae; Streptophyta; Magnoliopsida; Cornales; Cornaceae
Product: probable calcium-binding protein CML46
Exons: 1
Coding region: 494-1090 (198 amino acids)
Molecular function (GO): calcium ion binding
Source: RefSeq, a predicted model, not a curated record
UGGGCUGGGCUCAGUUCCAAGAAACUUCAUUGCUGUUUCUUCUCCCACAUGAAUCCAUUUACCUAAACCAAACCCAAAGAAACAGCGUGUUCCAGUCAUGUCCUCACCCUCACGCAUAAACCAAACAGAUGGUCAAAAGAAAGCAGGCCAGCCUGCCCUUUACUUGUAAUUUGUAAAUAAAUAAAAAUGUCUCCAAUCAUGCAGGAUUGCAGAAACUUCCCUCGCAAUUUCAUUUGAGUCAUAUACCAUUUCUUCAUGUUCUUCCCACUUUCCUCCAUACACACAAAGCCACCACCACCAACACCACCACCUAAGCAAUAUCUUUCCCAUCCACCGCCUUUGAAAAGUUCUGAUUACUUCCAAGCACUCACCAUUCUCUCAUUCUUUAUAAAUAUUCAACCUCUUCCUCCAAAGCUGAAAUCAACACCUCUCACAAUUCUAAUUCUCUCCCUCUUCAUUACCCAUUUAUCUCACCUAUCUAAACCGCUUCCCAAUGGAGAAGAUAUCACUAGACACUAUUCCACUUUCUUGCAUCAUGUUCGGCUUUCUUCAAUACUACUACCUGUAUGUAAUUUUGGACCAGUUGAGAAGAUUUUACGAGUUUUUCUUGACAUCCAAUUCUCUAAUCCAAUCCCAUCUAGCAGUUCAGGCUGAUCGGGAGGAGAAGAACCCUGAGUGCUCUGAGUUGUUGUCGAAACAUCUGCCCUGCCGAAAGGAGAAGAUCAGUGAUGAAAAUUUAUGUAGAGAGGAUAUUGAGAUGGUAAUGGGGAGGUUGGGGGUUUUUGGCCACUCUGAAUUAGGUGAAGAGAAGGUUCAGGAGAGAAGGUUUGAUUCCAAUGACAUUUCGAAUCUAUUCGAAGAGGAAGAGCCAAGCUUGGAGGAGGUUAAGGCUGCUUUUGAUGUUUUUGAUGAGAACAGAGAUGGGUUUAUUGAUGCUAGUGAGUUGCAAAGAGUGUUCUGUGUUUUGGGCUUCAAACAUGGAGGAGAGAUGGAGGAUUGCAGGAAGAUGAUUAAGGCCUUUGACAACAAUGGAGAUGGGAGGAUAGAUUUUAAUGAAUUUGUAAUAUUUAUGGAGACCAGCUUUUGUUGAAUUAAUACUACUACUAAUAUUCUUUUGGCUA